AUGUAUAUCUACAUAUUUUGGAAACAUGCGGGAAAACACACGGAAGAAGAGGAUGAAUCUGAACAAUUACUGCAUUUCAGAGUCACAACUGAUAAUGACUUACUUGAUCGUGGUAGUAUUACCGCCUGGCGCCGUCGCGUGUAUCUUCGCCGAGGCGAGUCCCGUUUGAGCACAACCCUGCCCAACCUUCUCGAUCUUCAGCAAGAGCUCGCACAAAAUCCAUCCAUUCGUCAAUGUGAGUCUGCGAGUCUUGGCGUCACGCAUGAACUGCCAUCAACAGCGAGUGACAUAAGCGUCGACAAUGGCAGUUCAGUUUAA
Molecule: messenger RNA, 318 nt
Organism: Necator americanus (New World hookworm)
Lineage: Eukaryota; Metazoa; Nematoda; Chromadorea; Rhabditida; Ancylostomatidae
Exons: 1
Coding region: 1-318 (105 amino acids)
Source: RefSeq, a predicted model, not a curated record